Molecule: messenger RNA, 438 nt
Organism: Vicia faba (fava bean)
Lineage: Eukaryota; Viridiplantae; Streptophyta; Magnoliopsida; Fabales; Fabaceae
Source: the annotation of a GenBank genome assembly
AUGGACAAAUAUAUACAUCUCAAAAUCUAUCACAGUGGUGAAUUCAUUGAUGAAGAAUUUAGUGUGUACGAAGGAGGAACAAAUGAUGAUUUGGAAGUAGAGGUUGAGAGGUGGAAUUAUUUUGAGUUGUUAGGUCGCUUCAAGGAGUUAGGUUAUAGGGAAUUUGAGACAAUAUACUACAUGGAUCCCAUAUUUGGGAUUAAUGUGUUGGUUGAUGACAAAAGUGUCUUAAAGAUUGUUAAUCUUUAUAGGGAAGUUGGGUUGAAGGAAGCUGAUGCAAAGGAAUCUGAGUUGAAGGAAGCUAAGAUGAAGGAAGUUGGGGCAAAUCAUGAUAAUGUGCAUGAGGGUGGUGAUGUGGAAGAUGAUGUUAGUUCUAAUGAUAUCGAGGGUGAGAGCUUCAAUUAUGAUAGUGCUUUGAAGAUAACUUUUGAUAAUUGA